This is a messenger RNA of Trypanosoma brucei brucei TREU927, 972 nucleotides long. Its product is annotated as electon transport protein SCO1/SCO2, putative. The coding region runs from base 1 to 972 and encodes 323 amino acids. The transcript has a single exon. The record is from RefSeq and is a predicted model, not a curated record. Lineage: Eukaryota; Euglenozoa; Kinetoplastea; Trypanosomatida; Trypanosomatidae.
AUGAUGAGACGUCACUCAACUGGAGGCACUGGUGGUGGAAAAGAUAUUGACGUUGUGGACAAGGAAAAACCUAUUCACAUUCGCGUGGCGGAGCAAAGGGACUCACAGAUAUUUACCUUUCAAGAAUAUGUGGAAAGAGAGGAGGAGGCGGAACGGAGAAAACUUAGUGAGCGGUUAUCUGAGGUGCGGGACAGCCCCGCGUGGAUGCUGUGGGGUUUGUUGUUCCUUUCUCUGGGAGUUAUAACAGUUGUCAUAUCUAUUCGUGUGCGGCGUGAGCAAAUGCGGUUCGACCCAAAGUUACGUGCGGUUAAGGCUUUUGACAGCCCCGAAGGACCAAGCAUUGGCGGGCCCUUCUCAUUAAUUGGCGUCGAUGGGCGCCGCUACACUGAAAAGGACUUUCUUGGAAAGUGGCUCUACAUUUACUUUGGUUUCACCAACUGCCCUGAUGUGUGCCCGGAGGAGAUGGCAAAGCUCAGCCGUGUCGUUCAACACCUUGACAAGAAGGUGGGUCGUGACUACUGGCAGCCCAUAUUUAUUUCCCUCGAUCCGCACCGUGACACACCUGAGAAAAUACGGGAUUAUCUAGCAGAUUUUAACCCACGGAUUCUGGGGCUUGUGGGCACUCAGGAAGAAGUGGAAUCAGUGGCGCGUCAGUACCGCGUUUACUUUGCUCUCCCUGAUGAGACAGUACUGAGCGAGGAUGACUAUCUUGUGGACCACUCCAUCAUCAUGUACCUGAUGAACCCUGAAGGAAAGUUCUGUGACUAUACAACAAAGGAGUUUCAAUGGUUUGAAAGCUACAGUAAACUACUGCGCCGGAUGAUGGAUUAUGAGAGGGAUAAGGUUAUCCAACGACGAGAGGCAGGCGCGUCUGAUGAUAACGGCCAAGCAGCAAUAAAUAUAAAGGUAGCAAAUGUCGCCACAAUGUUAGAUGAAAAUGUCGCCUCCGUCCAGAAACCCAGUGAAAUCUAA